AAACCGAAGUAGACGGGUAAAAAAAAAACAAAAAAAAAAUGAAGGCCUUCCUUCUCAUUCUUGUGAGUGUGGCUGUGGUCAGUGCGAAGCCUACGGGAGAGGAUGACGUCAUCGGGUCCGUUAUUGGAGUCGUCAGGAGCUGUGCUGAGGAAGACGUCUCGUUGUGCUUGAAGGAACGCGCCCUAAAAUACGUCGAGAACCUCGCCACCGCCCGGGAAGUGAACCUGGCUGAUGGCAUCAGCCUCCUCGGCUCAGGAUCUCCCCGCUCCGCCCGCUCCUUCGAACCCCUCCCUGAAGACCCUGCCGCCCGCGAGAACCAGGUGGAAUCCCGUCUGCUGGACGCGACUGCUGACUUCUUGGAGAACCAUGUGAUCCAGCUGCGUAUGCCUAAGAGCACUGUCGAGGAUGUCAAGAGAUCGCUUGAGGAAGGCCGUGGCAAGAAGAAGAAGCUGAAGCAGCUGAUGCCCAUCCUCGGCCUACUCCAGCUCAAGAUCCAGUCCCUCAUCCCCCUGUUCCUCGGCAUCAUCGCCUUCGCCGCCGUCAAGGGCCUGAUGCUCGCCAAGGCUGCUCUCCUCGCCUCUGCCCUUGUUCUCCUCAAGAAGCUGCUGUCCAAGCACGAUCAUCAUGAGAGCUACGAGGUUGUGGCUCAUCCUCAUCACGAAGAGCACUUCAGCCACGGCGGUGGCCACGGGGGCUGGGGGCGGUCAGCUGACGCCCAGAACAUGGCCUACAACGCCUACGCUAACUAAUACCUAAGAUAGCUUAAGAAAGUUGAUCCAUCGAUCAACUAGUCCAUUUAUCUUCGGUUAGUCUAGUUCGGACCUCAGAUCGAGAAUUAAUUUAUUGUCAUUAUUUAUUUAACUUAUUGAAAGCAAAUGUUAAUUUAAUUGUGUGAAUGAGUGAAUCUUGUCUUCUUUUUGUAUUUUGUACUGUUUCCAUCUUGCUAUCUUCAAUGUACCUGUUAUUUUUAUUAUGUUUAUGUUUCUUAGUACAAAUCAUUAUAGCUUUAAUUGUAUCACCACCUAUAUAAUUAUGUACAUAUACCUAUUUUUAUUUAAGUACUUAUAAUAAUUUGUGUUCAUUAUAACUAGUCGUAUUAUUAUGUAUGUAACUAUAUAUUUUUUCUUUUCCGUGUUUAUUUAUUUUAUAUAUACAUAUAUCUUUUGUAAAUAUGUUUCAUAUCGAAGUAUAUGUGUA
Messenger RNA from Leguminivora glycinivorella, 1197 nucleotides. RefSeq lists its product as uncharacterized. Lineage: Eukaryota; Metazoa; Arthropoda; Insecta; Lepidoptera; Tortricidae. The transcript is spliced from 3 exons. Bases 39 to 749 code for a protein of 236 amino acids. The record is from RefSeq and is a predicted model, not a curated record.